CACUGCAUGAUAAGCGCUACACGUGCUUGCUACCUACCGUCUUGUCUUGCUCGCCUGACGUGACGGAUCGAUAGCUAGGGCCACAAAAAAGCGGCGGACCCCUCGCAAACGCCGGCCGACACGCUAUCCACUCGUUGGUUGCCGCCCACGGCCCCGCCCCCUCUCUGCACUUGUCUGUCUCGGACUGCUAUGGUACAACCAACAUACACUACAGCGGAGAGAAGGGCUAGGCGGGUGGCUGGCGCGCAAACCGCCGCCCCUCCUUGAUUUAUUAGUCAGUCAAAACGACCCCCAUUCCCCUCGCUAUCUCUCCCAUCCCCUCCCCACCAGUGAGUGUCGAGUGAGUGUCGAGUGAGUGUCGAUUGGCCAUGAAUGACUAAAUUACAGUGCCUCUAGCGGUCUACCGGGCGGUCGGGUGACAUCGGAAGGGGGUCACUUCUUGCCACCCUUGUCGUCACCGACAUCCUCCAAGGAUUCGUCAUCUGGGAACUCUGGCAAAGGGCUGCGUGGGCCGUCAGGCUCGAACUCCUCUUCAGGCUCGGCCGGCCUGUCAGCCGUCCCCAUAGCUUGCUCGAGGGCCACCUUCUGCUGCAGCCGCUCGUUCCUGGUCGCCAGCCACAGCGACGUCAGGAGGCCCACCAGAUGCGCCACGCUCGUGUUGGUGUUGGCCUGCACCACCAGGAUGUCCAGCGGCUGAAGCGUGAGGCCGCCUGUGGGAGCCGAGAAGCGCACCACCCCGCCGGGCCCCCCACCGAAGACAAGCUGCGACAUGCGGAGGAUCUUUGAGAAGAGAACGCCCACGAUCUGCUCGGCCGAGACCAUGGAGAGCAGCAGCCCGAUGAGGUUGAUCCACACGCCGCUCCGCAGCCAGUGCUUGAUGCUGACGACGGCCUUGGAGGGCGCCGUGCGGCGCAGGUCGAGCGAGAGUCGGGUGUAGCCGUAGGUCCAUAUGAGUGAGAGGAUAGAGAAGAAGACGGCGACGCCGGCCAGGGCAGUGCCGUUGAGGAUGGCCUGUGUGAGUGUCAGGUACUCGCUGAUGGUGUUGGCGAAGAUGAGAAUGGACGCCGACACCACCGUGAGGGCCAGCUGAGGCCACCAACUCCACCACGCGACGUUCCACAAGGCGCGACGAACCACCUGACACACACAAACGGAAACACAGGCACAGACACAUGAGCCCUGCCGGCACCAGCGAGGGGCAUCGGGGCAUCUUUCUUGCUUUGUUGACCCACCUGCAGCUGCUGUACAGCGGUGCGUUCCUUUGGCGCCGCAGAGCUCCUGUCAGCCGGCGGCUCCUUGAGUGAAUCGGAGCGCCUGAAGAUCUUGCCCAAAGCCAUUGAAGGAGCCUGGGCGUGCCGGGCUAGUGUCUGCUUUGUGGUCCUUGCAGGCAGCGCUGGGCGGCUCCUUGAGAGAGGGGCAACGAAGGAAGGCGCCGUUGGACCCUGCCAAGCCCACGUCGGGAUAAGCGACGACGCCAGCAGGCAGAUGCAUAGCGAAGCACACCUCGACGUCUUCAUUGCCAUGGUGAUUCGCCUACGUUCUCCAACAGCAGCAGCUACGUUCUCC
Messenger RNA from Vitrella brassicaformis, 1566 nucleotides. The record is from the annotation of a GenBank genome assembly. NCBI's taxonomy places the organism in Eukaryota, Vitrellaceae.